CCCCUCCUGCCCUCUGAAUGUGCUCACCUCCCGGGCUCCCAGCCAGGCCCUGGCUCGGACCUGGCAGGUGCAGUAAACCACUGUGUCUUUUCUUCUCCCUGUCCCCAGACAUGGCUGCCGCUACAUGGCUCUUCUCUCUGCCCCUUGCAGCAGACAGAGAGGAGGGGGAGCAGGAGGCACAGGUGGCGCUAGGCCUGCAGAGAGUCCUGCAGAGUUUGGGACACGCAGCAGAGAAGCUGGGGCAAGCGGUGCGCCGGCUGCGGGGCCAGGAGGAGGAGACGUGGCUACAGCAGAGUAGGGGUCAGCGCCCCCAGAUCUGGAACCGUCUCAGGAAGGUGGUUCGGCAUCUCUCUGAUGAGUUUCAGGAGGUGGUAAGGGAGAGACAGAGCUUUCUCGAUCGAGCCCUCGGUCACUUACAGUACCAACGGGAGCUUAGCCGCCUCCACCUCUUGCACACCCAGAUUGUUGCCUCAGGAGCCCCUGCGUGUUUGGAGAAUUACCCUGGAGACAGAUUCUAUGGAACAGUCACGGCUUCUCUAAGGGACCAGGCUGCUGCCUGCCCACUCUUGAUCCCCUUCCUGAAGAGCCUCACUGCAGCGCUAGUGGGGGCUCAAGGUUAUGGUCCAGGACCAGAGGAUCAGGGGCCAGGAACAGAUACAGAUAAAGGUGACAUCGCGUGGACCUCACCAGUCUUUUCUACCCUGAAGAAAGUAGACAUCUGGUCCCAAGCCCGCAAGGAGGAAGCUGAACUACAAGCACAACUGCGUCACCAACAAGCCUCAGAAAACUGUUUGCAGGAUGUCCCGAAACCUCAGAUAAUGCUGAAGGAAGAGCUUAUCGCUGUGCAAGCCACAGACCUUUCUGCCAGGGAGUUUGUGGUUUACCAGUAUGGCCUCUCCAUCCUGGACCUUCUCACCCCCCAGCUUCAGGUUCCUGAAAUCACCCUGCAGAUUGCUUCUCAUCUGCCUGCCAUGGAAGCCUCAGACAAUGCCUUCGAAGGCUCCUUCUUCUUUCAGAGCGCUGAAAACAUACUGUUUGUUGGGAGAGAGUCUUUGGCAUCUGUGGGAAGCUUCAUUCUGCUGCUGAUCUACUGCCUGGCCCACAUCGCUGCCAAGGACUUCCACCAGGACUCAGACCCUGCCUUUCUGAGGUCAUUUUACAAGGGCUUGCAGGCUUAUUUCAGGGAAGCAUUCUCUAUGGCGCUGCAAAUGUCAGCGGUUUCCUGGGACGGUAAGCUUGACCGAAGCAUAAGUGCUAUUCUGCUGGAAGAGCAGCCCGUCUCUGAGAGAGGAAGAGAUCUUCUCUCGAAACUCAUUGAAAGGAAGUGUGAGUCUCACUUGGAGCCAGAGUCAUCAGAAGAGUAUAUUAAGAAAAACAAGGAUCUUCUCCUCUUCACCAAUAUGGAACAUCUUCUAAAAAGCCUCAUUGCUGCUGAAAAACAGAUACCAAGAAAACGGAGAGAUCAGAGUGAGGACGAAGAUGAGGUGAGAUGGCCUUAUGAUCUACGGCAUUAAGACUGCUUUGCUCUACAUCUUGAAACACUUCAUCAUGUGUUUGGAGCCAUAUUUGUAAGUGGAAAAGUCAGCAGAAUGAAGGAUUGGAAAUUAAUGGUGGUAUGAAAAGCUACCUGAUCCAUCACCCUAUUGAAGAGUUUUCCCAGUACCGGGAGAUGGUGGAUCUUAGAUCUCAGUUAGAAAGGAGCCAAAAGAUUUCACCCUUUGCCUUCAGGUGGGUAAAGCCCUGAAGUGGGAACCGAGACGCAGAAUUUCCCUGUUCACCCAGCUGGACGAGAACAGGAAGUAUCUAGAACUGGGUCCAUUACCCUGCCAUUCAGGGGUUCUCUUGUUAUACCUUAUGAUACCUGCUGCUCUUGUAUAAAAGGUGUUUGAUCAUAAGCAUGUAAAAUGUUAUAUAUUUAAAAACCAACAAAUAUUUUGGCUCCAAAUGACCAACACCAAUACUUCACUAAUACUUCGCUAACACAACACUAAUAUCCAUAAGGUAUAUGGAUAACUAGCAAAGAGAAAAGCCCCAAACAUCUUCAUUUUUUCAUGCAGCGUGGUGACCUUAUGGGUCAAGAUUGAGAUCAGAAACUAGCAAGCUGGAAAAAUAACUGAACACUGACUCCAGUCCUGGGCCCCAGUCUACUUUAUUUAAAGUUAUCACCCAUGUCUUGGGUAAAAACUACCUUUGAAACUAUAUUAAAAUAUAACACGGCUUUUAAAAGUGCAUAUAUCAUAAACCCACUCCUCAUGAAUUGUCCAAAGUGAACAUUUCUGUAUAAGCAGCAUCCACAUCAAGAAAGGGAACAUCACUAGUUUCUCAGAAGUGUCCCCCAUGUCCCUUCCUUCCAGUCAUCUGCCCCCCAGGAAUUACCACCAUCCUGACUUCAGACACCAUAAACUGUUUUUUGCUUAUUCAUGAACGUCACAUAAAUAGAAUCAUAAAAUAUGGAUUACUUUUGCUCAACAUCAUGUUUGUGAGGCUUAUCCACAUUGUUGCAUGUAGCUGUCGUUUGUUGAUUCUCUUUUGCUAUAAGACCCCCAUUGUAUGGAUUUGUCAAAAUUUACUCUUUCCGAUACUCAUGUGCCUGUAGGUAUCUUCCAGUUUGGGGUUAUUACAGAUAGUCUUGUGUACCUUUUGGUGACUAUAUGUGACUAUACUGAGUCAGGUAUUACUUAGAACUAGAAAUUGUAGGUCUUAGGGUGUGGCUAUGUUUGUCUUUAGUAGAAACUUACAACUGGAUGUCCAAAGUGAUUGUCUAAAUAUCUACUGCCAGCAGAAGAUUAUCAGCACUUAGUUUUUUCCAUCUUUUUUAUUUUAUGCAUUCUUGCAUCCU
Molecule: messenger RNA, 2839 nt
Organism: Lynx canadensis (Canada lynx)
Lineage: Eukaryota; Metazoa; Chordata; Mammalia; Carnivora; Felidae
Exons: 9
Coding region: 18-1514 (498 amino acids)
Source: RefSeq, a predicted model, not a curated record